AUGGCUCCCGUGCGGCGGACGCUGGAGCUCUUCUACGACGUGCUGUCCCCCUACUCGUGGCUGGGUUUCGAGGUGCUGUGCCGCUACCAGCACCUGUGGAACGUGGACCUGCAGCUGCGCCCGAGCCUCAUUGCGGGGAUUAUGAAGGACAGCGGAAACAAGCCGCCUGCCCUGCUUCCCCGCAAAGCCCAGUACUUGACCAAGGACCUCACCCUCCUCAGGCACCACUUCCAGGUUCCCAUCUCUCUCCCCAAGGAUUUCUUCUCUGUGAUCCUUGAAAAAGGGAGCCUGUCCGCCAUGCGGUUCCUCACAGCCGUGCACCUAGACUGCCCGGAGAUGUUGGAGAACGUGUCCCGCGAGCUGUGGAUGCGCAUCUGGUCGAGGGAUGAAGACAUCACAGAGCCCCAGAGCAUCCUGGCGGCUGCACAGAAGGCCGGGAUGUCUGCGGAACAAGCCCAAGGGGCUCUGGAGAAGCUUUCCACGCCGAAGGUGAAGCAGCAGCUGAAAGACACCACGGAGGCCGCCUGCAGAUACGGGGCCUUCGGGCUGCCGAUCACCGUGGCCCACGUGGAUGGCCAGACGCACAUGAUAUUCGGCUCAGACCGCAUGGAGCUGCUGGCACACGUGCUAGGAGAGAAGUGGAUGGGCCCGGUGCCGCGGGCCGGCCACGCCAAGCUGUAG
Messenger RNA from Orycteropus afer afer, 681 nucleotides. RefSeq names its product glutathione S-transferase kappa 1 (gene GSTK1). Gene Ontology annotation, molecular function: glutathione transferase activity; glutathione peroxidase activity. Bases 1 to 681 code for a protein of 226 amino acids. The record is from RefSeq and is a predicted model, not a curated record. Gene Ontology annotation, cellular component: peroxisome; mitochondrion. Gene Ontology annotation, biological process: glutathione metabolic process. The transcript is spliced from 8 exons. NCBI's taxonomy places the organism in Eukaryota, Metazoa, Chordata, Mammalia, Tubulidentata, Orycteropodidae.